Molecule: messenger RNA, 303 nt
Organism: Trichoderma citrinoviride
Lineage: Eukaryota; Fungi; Ascomycota; Sordariomycetes; Hypocreales; Hypocreaceae
Exons: 3
Coding region: 1-303 (100 amino acids)
Molecular function (GO): protein binding
Source: RefSeq, a predicted model, not a curated record
AUGAGAGCGGAGGCAAGGAAGCCGUUGAUUGAGAAGGCGGAUGGCAGGUUUCAGUACGUUCCCUUCCGGUCUGAAGCCUCGCGACGGGAUGAAAACUACGAUAGAGAACCUGCCUUUCACGUGCGGCUGCUACCGCAGUGCUAUACCGCGCACCUUGGCUUCCCUGAGCUUGAUCGACAUGCUGCUCUCCGGCGAAAUUGGGAAGGAGGUAAAUGCGGCAACGCACUGCAGGCAGCCUGCGAGGGCGGCAUCAUCGAGGUGGUGCACAUAUUGCUCGAUCGAGGGGCCAAGGCGAAUGCGUAA